Epithele typhae is the source of this 663-nucleotide messenger RNA. RefSeq names its product emp24/gp25L/p24 family/GOLD-domain-containing protein. Gene Ontology annotation, biological process: intracellular protein transport; endoplasmic reticulum to Golgi vesicle-mediated transport; Golgi organization. The coding region runs from base 1 to 663 and encodes 220 amino acids. The transcript is spliced from 4 exons. Lineage: Eukaryota; Fungi; Basidiomycota; Agaricomycetes; Polyporales; Epitheliaceae. The record is from RefSeq and is a predicted model, not a curated record. Gene Ontology annotation, cellular component: Golgi apparatus; endoplasmic reticulum; endoplasmic reticulum-Golgi intermediate compartment.
AUGGCCUUUCCUCGGAGACCGCAGGUGCUUUCCCUCUGCCUCCUCCUUCUCUUCGCCGCCACCGCCGCAAACGCCCUUCACUUCUACCUCGACACGAACGAGAAGCGAUGUUUCAUUGAAGAGCUCCCGACCGACACCGUAGUCGAAGGGCACUACACGGCCCUGGAGUGGUCAGAGUCAGAGCAGAAGUAUGUGGACAACGCCAAUCUCGGAAUCCUCGUUGAGGUCGACGAGAUCGAGACGGGGCACAAUGUCGUGAAGACCCGCGGGCCGUCCGACAGCCGCUUCACGUUUACCUCGCACGACUCGGGCGACCACUCCAUAUGCCUUUCGUCCAACUACGGUACCUCCUGGUUCACGAACUCGCACAUCCGCCUCCACCUCGACAUCGUCAUCGGCACCACCAAGACAAACGAGGAGCACGACCGCUCGCACGUCUCGGAGCUCUCCCAGAAGCUUCGCGACCUGAACAUGAAGCUCGAGGACAUCCGUCGUGAGCAGCAGUACCAGCGCGAGCGCGAGUCCGCGUUCCGCGACCUCUCCGAGGUCACCAACUCACGCACGGUGUGGUACACGGUCGCACAGAUCGGCGUGCUAAUCGCGACGUGCAUAUGGCAGAUGAGGCAUCUCAAGAAAUUCUUCGAGGAGAGGAAAAUGCACUAG